Penicillium brevicompactum is the source of this 1827-nucleotide messenger RNA. Its product is annotated as WD40 repeat domain-containing protein. Gene Ontology annotation, molecular function: protein binding. Gene Ontology annotation, cellular component: Pwp2p-containing subcomplex of 90S preribosome; small-subunit processome. Lineage: Eukaryota; Fungi; Ascomycota; Eurotiomycetes; Eurotiales; Aspergillaceae. Gene Ontology annotation, biological process: rRNA processing. Bases 1 to 1827 code for a protein of 608 amino acids. The record is from RefSeq and is a predicted model, not a curated record. The transcript has 3 exons.
AUGCCCAAAGCAGGCCUGAAAGAAAAGUCCAAGCGGACGGCCGCACCGUCUGCGUUCGAGAACAUCGCCAAUUCUCGCCCAGAAGACUCCGAUGUCGAGAUGGGCGACGAAACCAGUUCAGAUGAGGAGGAUGAGCCCGAAAAGGAUGAAGCGGAGAGGAAACUCGAGCGCAUGCUCUUCGGCGACGACGAAGGCUUCAUGGGCGCAUUGAAAGCCCAACAAGACCGCGAAGCUGGAAUGGCUCUUACUCUGAACAGUGAUGAAAGCGAUGCCGCGGAAGAAUCCGAAGCCGAGUCUCAAAAUCUGGCCGAUAUGGCCGACUCAGAUCUCUUCUUCCUUGACUCUGGUGCUCCUCCCACUACCGACCUCGUUCCCUCGCCGGAAACCCCAUCCGAUGCCGAGGAUGACGAACAAGAUGGAGAGGCCGCAGUCUGGUACGACAGCGACGACGACCGCCUUGCCGUUUCACUACAAAGCCAGGCCAAAUUGCGCAAAUUGCGCGAUACCGAAGCCGAAGACGUGGUCAGUGGAAAGGAAUAUAUCCGACGACUGCGCAGACAGUUCACCCGCCUACACCCCACACCCGAAUGGGCGACCCCAGAGCAGAAGCGCCGCAAGACCGACUCCGACUCCGAGCAAGAAAUCGACUCAGAUGACGAGAAUGAGCAGCUGUCCAUGCAGCCUCUGGCCAAACUUCUCCAAAACGCCUCCGACCUCACUCGCAUAGAAGACAACUCGCGCUCCGGAAAGCGCAAGCUGCGCCAGGAAGUCGUCGACAUUCAGAGACUCAAGGAUGUCGGCAAAUCCCAACCUUCCUCCGUCGACUCUCUCAACUUCCACCCGCACUACCCCCUCCUGCUCUCCUCUGGUCCUGCAUCCACUCUCUUCAUGCACCACAUCUCUCCCUCAGCGCCUGCUCCUAACCCUCUUCUCACUUCCCUGCACAUCAAGCGCACUCCUAUCCACACUUCUGCAUUUGCGCCGCCAACAGGGAACAAGAUCUUCGCCUCCGGCCGUAGGCGCUACUUCCACAUCUGGGACCUGGACACCGGAAAAAUCGACAAGGUCAACGGCUCCGCUGACAGAAAGGAAGAGCAAAAGUCCAUGGAACGCUUCAAGCUUUCUCCAUGCGGCCGCUUCGUCGGUCUCGUCGGCACAUCCCGCAAGGGCGGUGGUCUUAUCAACGUCCUAGACUCCAACACCGCACAGUGGAUUUCGCAAGUGCGAGUUGACGGACGUGGCGGUGUCGCCGAUUUCGCCUGGUGGUCCGACGGCGAGGGAAUGACCGUUGCCUCUAAGAACGGAGAAGUCUCCGAGUGGGACGGGCGUCUUGGACGCGUUGUCGCUCGCUGGGUCGAUGCCGGUGCCGUCGGCACUACAGUCCUCAGCCUGGGUGGACGGUCCGGCCGCACUCAGCUCGGUGGUGAUCGCUGGAUUGCUAUUGGAUCUUCUAGUGGUAUUGUCAACGUCUACGACCGCCGCGAGUGGGCUGCUGCGUACGCCAAUGCUUCUGCUGCUGAUAAGGAAUCAUCGGUUCAGGCUGGUAUCCCGCGCAGCCCUACACCUGUGCGUGUCUUGGAUCAGCUCACUACGCCUAUCAGCCACCUGGUGUUUGCGCCUGAUGGGCAGAUGAUGGUUAUGGCGAGUCGCUGGAAGCGUGAUGCUUUGCGUCUUGUCCAUCUUCCUACUUGUACAGUAUUCCGCAACUGGCCUACCUCCAACACACCGCUGGGUCGCAUUUCCUCAGUUGCUAUCUCACCCAACUCAGAGCAGUUGGCUGUUGGUAAUGAACAAGGCAACAUUCGCAUGUGGGAGAUCCGUGGUUAG